AGUUUCUUGGAUGAAAACAAUCUCGUAUUAAAUUUUUGAUUUUGCUAUUGUUGUUCAUUAUUUUGUGUUUUGUAUCGUACCGUACGUGCAUGAGCCGUAGAAAAGUAGUUACUCCACUCAUGUCACAAAUUUCUUUAUAUUCUGCCUUCGUAUGUAACGAAUUAUUAAUAUUUUUUCAGUAAAACAUUGAUUCCAGUCAACAACUCGCGCUAAAUUUAAUCAUACCACGGAAAUAUAUGAUAUUAACCGAACAAGAGCCUGGUGUGUUAACCGUUUUUCACAAGUAGAAUAGAUUUGCGAAUCUUUAUAAAGUGAUCCAAUCAAAAGCACUAUAUUCCAAUCAGUAGCUAAUGGAUAUUAGUCAUGGAGAGAAUCUACAGACCUAAAUGCUCCAAGGUAAUAUCUGUAAGGCAGGCUUUGCGUGAAUUCCAUCAGGAACUAUUGCCGGACGGUUGGAGACAUGUGCCAACUACGAAAGAUGAUAUUGCUACUGCCAUGGGAUUUAGUGGUACAGAACAGGAGUUUAACGAACUGCUGCAGGCAGUGGAUCUAGAUCAGCAUCUAUCCAGUACAAAGGAUAUACGUAUUUCUUCCUUCCAUCCGGCACGUGUUCAAAACGUUCAAAAACCGGCCGAAAUCCCAGAAAAGGCGAACCGCUUUAAUUGCGUUCAGCAUGCCUUGAAAAUUACCGGCAAGUUUCGCAAAAAUUUGGACUCAAAAAUUCGCUACAACAAGCAUAAAUACUCGUGCAUCACUCGAAGUGAUGAACCGGAUCUAGAACCCUACAUGGAGAUAUUGCUUGAGAUACGAUUCUAUGAACCUUUCAAGUACAAACCAGGCAUCCGACUAGGACACCCCAAGUUUCAUCAAGAAUUUUACGUUCUUGGAACGCAGUUUCUAACUGAAUUGCGCGACAAAAUAUAUUGUCAAUGUGAUUUGGGACCUUUUUUUGAUAUUAGCGAAAACCCCCACAUUAACUCAAUUGAUAAGAACACUAACGUGGAAUCGCGGCCAAAUCCUGGCUUCUUCUUCAUUCACGAUACAUUUUACAAUGAUUUGAGAAAUGAAGACAGUUAUGAUUAUUCAGAAGUCAUCCGGAGUUGGGCCGAGCGCCAGAAAAAUGUUGGAGAACUAAGAACUCGAAGAAUGGAAGAAACAAAGUUUGAAGAUAUUUUUUUCCGGCUAGGUUACCCACAGGUUUACCAGCAUCAUGGGAAUUGUGAACACAUAUUUGUGGUUUCAGACUGUAGGCUACUCGCAACUUCCGAUGUGCUGCUGCGGAAACGAUACCCUAUUUUAAAUUCGUAUGCUUUUCCCAGAUCGAUUCCAUGUAACAUUUGUGGUCACUGCGAAGCGAAUUAUAUUGUCAAAAAUAGUGACCAGCACAUAUUUGAUCCUGCCUAUGUUUGCGAAGUAUGCUUUCAGUCGUAUCACUAUAAAGACGGGAAGAAAUUAGGUGAAUUCGAAGCUUUUCGAUUUCUGGGCACAAAAAUUGCCGUCAAAGAAGACGAGUUCGAGAAUGAUAGUCAUCCGUAACUAUUAAUUAUUUGUAUUUAUAUUUUUAUUUUAUCAUUUUUACGAAAGCCUGUUAGUUUACACUGUAUUUCAG
This is a messenger RNA of Topomyia yanbarensis, 1609 nucleotides long. RefSeq names its product snRNA-activating protein complex subunit 3 (gene Pbp49). Gene Ontology annotation, biological process: snRNA transcription by RNA polymerase II; snRNA transcription by RNA polymerase III. Gene Ontology annotation, cellular component: snRNA-activating protein complex. The transcript is spliced from 3 exons. Gene Ontology annotation, molecular function: RNA polymerase III type 3 promoter sequence-specific DNA binding; core promoter sequence-specific DNA binding; RNA polymerase II cis-regulatory region sequence-specific DNA binding. The record is from RefSeq and is a predicted model, not a curated record. NCBI's taxonomy places the organism in Eukaryota, Metazoa, Arthropoda, Insecta, Diptera, Culicidae. Bases 364 to 1536 code for a protein of 390 amino acids.